Molecule: messenger RNA, 1017 nt
Organism: Rhincodon typus (whale shark)
Lineage: Eukaryota; Metazoa; Chordata; Chondrichthyes; Orectolobiformes; Rhincodontidae
Product: galactosylgalactosylxylosylprotein 3-beta-glucuronosyltransferase 1
Exons: 4
Coding region: 7-1017 (336 amino acids)
Biological process (GO): chondroitin sulfate proteoglycan biosynthetic process; carbohydrate metabolic process
Cellular component (GO): Golgi membrane
Molecular function (GO): galactosylgalactosylxylosylprotein 3-beta-glucuronosyltransferase activity
Source: RefSeq, a predicted model, not a curated record
UUGGAGAUGCCGAAGAGACGGGACAUCCUCGCAAUUGUAUUGAUUGUUUUACCCUGGACCCUGCUUAUUACAGUUUGGCACCAAAACGCCAUCUCACCUCUGCUAGCCCUGAGAAAGGAUGAUGGGAGUGAGAAUGGCAACCGCCGAGAUAUUGGUCAGUCAUCAGGUUCCAAGGAGUAUUGUCCAUCAGAUAAGGAUAUUGUGGAGGUGAUCAGGACGGAGUAUGUUUAUACACGGCCUCCUCCCUGGUCAGAUAUCCUCCCCACAAUUCAUGUUAUCACUCCAACUUACAGCAGGCCUGUACAGAAGGCAGAACUCACAAGGGUUGCUAACACCCUACUUCAUGUGCCUAACCUCCACUGGAUAGUGGUGGAGGAUGCGCAGAGAAGAACAACACUGGUGACCCAACUCCUCAAGGAGACGGGCCUUAACUACACACACUUGAAUGUAGAGACACCACGCAGUUACAAGUUGAGAGGAGAUAUUCGGGACCCUCGUUUCCCACGUGGCACAAUGCAAAGAAACUUGGCACUGAGGUGGCUUCGGGAAAUGUUCAAUUUAAACAACACGCAGCAAGGGAUCAUAUAUUUCGCAGAUGAUGACAACACUUACAGUUUAGAGUUGUUUGAAGAGAUGCGCGCCACAAGGAAAGUCUCUGUCUGGCCUGUUGCCUUUGUGGGCGGACUCCGUUAUGAAUCUCCAAAAGUGAAUGCAAUGGGAAAAGUUUAUGGAUGGAAAACAGUGUUUGAUCCGCACAGACCGUUUGCCAUUGAUAUGGCAGGGUUUGCAAUAAACCUUCGAUUAAUCCUGCAGAGACCUCAAGCUUAUUUCAAGCUACGUGGAGUAAAGGGUGGCUAUCAAGAAAGUAGUCUUCUACGAGAGUUAGUGACACUAAAUGACCUGGAACCUAAAGCAGCCAAUUGCACUAAGAUACUAGUUUGGCACACACGGACUGAGAAACCUGUGCUGGUGAAUGAAGGCAAAAAAGGCUUCACAGAUCUGAACGUGGAAAUAUAA